Molecule: messenger RNA, 4318 nt
Organism: Talpa occidentalis (Iberian mole)
Lineage: Eukaryota; Metazoa; Chordata; Mammalia; Eulipotyphla; Talpidae
Gene: WDR72
Product: WD repeat domain 72
Exons: 20
Coding region: 58-3390 (1110 amino acids)
Biological process (GO): protein localization to plasma membrane
Cellular component (GO): cytoplasm
Molecular function (GO): protein binding
Source: RefSeq, a predicted model, not a curated record
GCCUUCUAGAAGGGUCGCCAGGCUGUUCCUCCGUCCGGCUGUGAGCCUGCCCGGCCCAUGCGGAUCCGCCGCCCAGCUUCUCGGGAUUCUCUCAACAUGAGGUCCUCCCUGCAGGCAGUGGUGCUCUGGGGAAAGCAGGCCCCUCAGCACAGUAUCACUGCCAUCAUGAUCACUGAUGACCAGCAGACAAUUGUGACUGGAAGUCAGGAGGGUCAGCUCUGUCUUUGGAAUCUCUCACCUGAACUAAAGAUUUCGGCUAAAGAACUUCUGUUUGGACAUUCGGCUUCAGUAACAUGUUUGACAAGAGCUAGAGACUUCUCUAAACAGCCUUAUGUUGUCAGUGCUGCUGAAAAUGGGGAGAUGUGUGUCUGGAAUGUCACCAAUGGACAGUGUGUGGAGAAGGCCACACUUCCUUACAGGCACACUGCAAUCUGUUAUUACCACUGCUCAUUCCGGAUGACAGGAGAAGGGUGGCUUCUCUGCUGUGGAGAAUAUCAAGAUGUCCUUAUCAUUGAUGCCAAAACUUUGGCUGUUGUUCAUACUUUUGCAUCUUCCCAGUCUCCUGAUUGGAUCACCUGCAUGUCGAUAGUUCACUCUGUGAGAAUUCAAGAAGAUUCUCUUGUCGUGGUAUCAGUAGCUGGUGAGCUCAAAGUGUGGGAUCUGUCAUCAUCUAUCAACAGCAUCCAGGAAAAGCAAGAUGUCUAUGAAAAGGAAUCCAAAUUUCUUGAUGCCUUGAACUGCAGGACAAUACGAUUUUGCACAUAUACAGAGAGACUUCUAUUGGUGGUGUUUUCCAAAUGUUGGAAGGUUUAUGAUUAUUGUGAUUUUUCCCUUCUCUGGACUGAAGUUAGUAAGAGUGGGGAGUUCUUUGCUGGUGGAGAGGUGCUCGCUGCUCACAGAAUCAUCAUCUGGACAGAAGAUGGUCACAGUAAUAUCUAUCAGCUGCUGAACAGUGGGCUUUCAAAAAGCAUAUAUCCUGCUGAUGGAAGAGUGCUUAAAGAGACCAUUUAUCCUCAUUUACUGUGCUCUACUUCUGUGCAGGAAAAUAAGAGCCUUCCUUUUGUUAUGGGCUACAUGAAUGAAAGAAAGGAGCCUUUUUAUCAGGUACUUUUUUCUGGAGAAGUCUCAGGAAGAAUUACUCUGUGGCACAUCCCUGACGUUCCUGUAUCCAAGUUUGAUGGUUCUCCUAGAGAGAUACCAAUAACUACCACCUGGACCCUUCAAGAUAAUUUUGAUAAACAUCAUACAGUGUCACAAAGUAUUAUUGACCACUUCUCUGGGCUGAAAGAUGGGGCAGAAACUGCAGUUGUCACUUCAUCAGAGUAUGUUCCAAGUCUUGAUAAACUAAUAUGUGGCUGUGAAGAUGGGACAAUUUUCAUUAUGCAGGCUUUGAAUGCUGCCAAAGCCGGACUUCUAGAAGGCGGUUCUUUAUUAAAAGAUUCCCUUCCUCACAAAGUACUUAGAGGCCAUCACCAAAGUGUGACUUCAUUACUUUACCCACAUGGUCUCUCUUCAAAAUUAGACCAAAGUUGGAUGGUGUCUGGGGACCAGGACUCAUGUGUUAUCUUAUGGGAUAUCUUUACUGAAGAAAUGUUACAUAAAUUCUUUCUGGAAGCUGGCCCAGUAACAAGUCUUUUGAUAUCACCAGAGAACUUCAGACUAAGAAGUGAUCAGGUCAUUUGCUGUGUGUGCAGUGACCACUCGGUAGCUCUCCUUCACCUUGAGGAGAAGCGGUGUCUCCUGAAUGCCCGGAAGCACCUUUUCCCUGUAAAGAAGAUAAAAUGGCACUCAGUUGAGAACUUUUUAAUUGUUGGAUGUGCAGAUGACUCCGUUUACAUCUGGGAAAUCGAAACAGGCACUUUGGAAAGACAUGAAACAGGAGAAAGGGCCAAAAUUAUUCUUAAUUGUUGUGAUGAUUCACAGCUUCUAAAGCCUGAAUCUGUACUUGCACUUGCCUCAGAGACACAUAAGCACAAAAGUAUAGAACAGAGAUCAUCCAGCUCCUACCAGUUUGGGCCAAUACCCUGCCCUGGUCUGCAGGUGGAGUCUUCAUGGAAGGUUGAUGAACAUAAAUCUUUCGCAGGACCUUUUACUGUCUUGCCUGUGAAGACCACAUGGAGUAACAUUAACUUUCAUAUCCUUUUAUUUGAUCUGGAAAACCUUGUGGAGCUCUUGCUGCUGACUCCAGUCUGUGAUGUUGACCCUUCCAAUUCAUUCUAUGGGAGUGAGAUCCUGAGAAGAGCCAGAAGCACAGUAGAGAAGAAAACAUUGACGCUAAAAAGAAAUAAAAUUGCCUGUGGUCCUCUCUCAGCCGAGGCCCAAGCCAACAAGCCAGUUCAUGAAAGUCUGGUCCAAGGAGAUAAUACCAUCAAAUUCUCAGAAGAAAAUGAUGGCAUCAAAAGGCACAAAAAAAUGAAGAGCUCCAAAAAGGUGCACCACGAGCCUUCGAGAAAGGUUAAUGCCAACCUCAUAAUCGACACAGCUAAACUGCUCCUGUCUUGCCUUUUGCCGUGGGGAGUGGAUAAAGAACUAGAUAAUCUCUGCAUUAAACAUCUCAAUAUUUUAAAGCUUCAGGGUCCUGUUUCUUUAGGACUUGCUUCAAAUGAAGAUCACUUUUCACUGAUGCUACCAGGCUGGGAUGCAUACAAUACUGAGAUGAAAAAAGACUAUUCAAAAGUAAAUUUAUUUUCCAGAAAAGUUUUGGACUUGUCAAAUAAAUACAUAUCCACUCUUUCAAAUCAGGCUGGAAUGCCAAGAGAACUGGAAAGUAAUGGUGAUUCUUUGCAAGAGUCAAACACAAUAAUUUAUUUAUUGAACAGACUAUUUUUAGUUAAUAAGCUAGUUAACAUGCCUUUAGAAUUGACAUGUGGAAUUGACAGGUCUUUCGAAAUGGAAUCUGUUCAUAAUAAAAUGAAAAGCCCGGGGAAUGAUGUUUUGAGUAUUUCAAGCUUCUACGGACACUUACGAAAUGGAAAGAAUGCACCCCUUCUACCUGAGGCUGACAUUUCACUUUUGAAGCUAAUUUCCUGUUGGAGAGACCAGUCUGUGCAGGUAAUGGAAGCAAUACAAGCUGUUCUCUUGGCAGAAGUUCAACAGCAAAUGAAGACCUUGAGAAAGACACCAAUGAACAGUCAACCAGAACCCACGUCAGAGAAUAGUAACUGUGAGUUGAUACAGAUCUUGCCAAAGUUAGCGUCAGAGUGUUUUACAGACAGUUUGCCUCUGCAGCCGCCAGUCAGUCCGGUCAAGCAUGACAGCGACUCAAACUCGGCAAACUUCCAAGACACCGAGGACGUGCCUGACAGAUGUGUCUUGGAAGAGUCUGAGAGUCCAGGUGAGUCAAGGCAUCAUUCAUGGAUAUCGAAGUUGUGUUUCUGCAAGGUGUGCUGACUGGAAUCUCAUUUAUGGAAGUUAGAUUUGGACAAAUGAAGAAGUCCCAAAACAUGUCAAUUUUUUGUUGCAUAUAAGCUAUGUAACUGGUCAAAUGACUAGGUUGGAGUAGAUUUGCUGAUAUUUUAGCCAUAGUGUGCUGAAAAUGUGACUACUGACCAAAAAUAUCCAAGUGCAUCUACUUUUAGAAAGUCAUUGUCUAAAUCAUCCCAUAUUCCUGCUUCUCAUUUUUCUUUCAAUAUUUCCAGAAAGGAAUACCAGCCCACAGACAUAAGUUUAAUACCAUUUUAGAUGUUCUUCUGUUUUUUCAAUUCCUGAAUUAUAUAGUAAUCAACAUUAAAACCGCACUGUUUUUAAACAUGAUACACAUAAUGAUUUGAAUGUUGUUUUAAUGUAUUUAAUCUAAAACUUUACCAAAUUUGUUAUGUUAUGACAUUUUGUUUUAGUAGUCGGUGCUUUAAUUCAAUCAAUCAUACUCUAGUAAAUCUCAUCCCUAAGCAUGAAAUGUUGUCAACAAAUAGUUCAUUCCAUUUAAUCAUCAACUAACCCAAAUAAGUGAUACUCAGAAUAACAGGGAGCAAUCUUGUAUAGCCAAGUUAAUUUGGACUUCUAAUGACAUUAAGGCUAAUGUCUUUAGCUAAUGGUUGAUCUGCUUGGUCAUGUAGACAUGAGCUGGGGAAAAAAGAAUCUACCAAUAGCAUAUCACAUUUGAUCCUUAAUAAGUAUAAACUCGUGUAGUUCUUUUCUGAGAAAGAAGCUUGACUAGCAGGAAUUCUUAACCUAAAUAUGCAAAGCAAUAUAAAUAUAAAAAGUGCUCACCUAAUAAGGCUUUUAAUGAUCUGAUUUAUAUGCUAUGAUUUAUACUGUAUAAUUUCUGGAUUUAUAGAAAAUCAUCAAAAAGGAUUAUUAGCGUGCAUAUGGAAUACAG